Photinus pyralis (common eastern firefly) is the source of this 1150-nucleotide messenger RNA. RefSeq names its product E3 ubiquitin-protein ligase rnf146 (gene Rnf146). Gene Ontology annotation, cellular component: nucleus; cytoplasm. Gene Ontology annotation, biological process: Wnt signaling pathway; ubiquitin-dependent protein catabolic process. NCBI's taxonomy places the organism in Eukaryota, Metazoa, Arthropoda, Insecta, Coleoptera, Lampyridae. The coding region runs from base 137 to 997 and encodes 286 amino acids. The transcript has 4 exons. The record is from RefSeq and is a predicted model, not a curated record. Gene Ontology annotation, molecular function: ubiquitin protein ligase activity; zinc ion binding; poly-ADP-D-ribose binding.
UAUACAAUAUUUGUUUUCUCAUCUGUUAUCUGUCAGCAUACAAAUUGACUUUGACUUGUUAUUUCUCUAAUUAAUUUCCAGUGUCAUACAAUACACAGAAUGGAAUAAGAGUAAGGAGGUGAGACAUUAGCAAAACAUGCUAUACUGGUUAAGCUACGUUAUGGCAGAAGGAAGUUCUCAAGCAGAUAUGGCCAAAGAGGCUCCACAAGAAAAACAUACAGACAACAUAGAAUGCGCCGUGUGCCUUCAACCCUGCAUACACCCCGCGCAACUCCCAUGUGGGCAUAUAUUUUGCUUUCUAUGCGUUAAAGGCAUCGCGAAUCAAAGUAAACGCUGUGCCAUGUGCAGGCAAGAAAUCCCAAGGGAUUUCAUCGAGCAUCCCAAACUUCUCCAUGGUCCCGAGGCAGUGGAAGGAUUCGACGGCGGAUACCAGUGGUUUUACGAAGGGCGAAACGGGUGGUGGCAAUAUGAUGAACGAACAAGUCGUGAAUUGGAAGCUUGUUAUAAAGCGGGUGAAAGGACGUGCGAGUUACUUAUUGCCGGUUUUUUAUACGACGCCAAUUUGGACACCAUGCUACAGAUGAGAAGAAAUGACCACUCCAGAAGACGGCGAAUCAAACGAGAUUUUGCUAGUGCUCCAAAAAAGGGUGUUGCUGGAUUACGUACAGAAUUGGAUCAAUCUCAAUCAUACAUCGAAAAUCCGCGUCCCGUCGAGUCUAACCGCCCUCAUAGCCCCCUAGAAGGCCGCACUGAUAAUUUAACGCCAAUCACGCCAUCUAACACACCGCAGACGCCCGCCAGCGGACGCGAGUCGCCCCACCAAGAAGACCUAGAAGCGACGGUCGAACGUAUACGAUCGUUACGUUUGGACACUGCCAAUAACUCGAUGAGUCCUAGCGUUGCGGCGAAUGAGGACGAUGAGCGCAACGUUCGCUCAAACACGACCAACAGCCGAGAGGAGUAUAGAGCGCCGAAUUUUAGCCGCUUUCAAUUUUAAUGUAAUUUUGUUAGAUGUAAUCAUUUUUAUGAUGAUAGGGUGUGGUGCAGUUAUUUCAUAUCUCUGUUAUUUUUGUGUAGUGAAACCACGGUAUGAAAUACAUAACGAGGUACUUUGAGUAUUAAUAUCAAUAAAUUAAUGACUAUUUAGAAA